AGCAGACCCACAGAGCUUUGCGUGGGACCUGGGUGUGUGCUGCGAUCAUGGCGUGUGUGUCGGAGUUCUACGCAGGGAAGUGUGUGUUGAUCAGUGGGGCGACAGGCUUCAUGGGGAAGGUGUUGGUGGAGAAGCUGCUGCGCUCCUGUCCUGAGGUUAAACUGCUGUACCUGCUGAUCCGCACCAAACAGGGCCACAGCUCCCAGCAGAGGAUCCACACCAUGCUGCAGAGCAAGCUGUUUGACCGGCUCCGGGAGGAGAAUCCAGACUUCCAGAAGAAGAUCAUCCCUGUUAGCAGUGAGCUCACACAGCCUGGACUCGCUCUGAGUGAUGAAGACGUACAAACGCUCACUCAGUCUGUCCACAUCAUCUUCCACUGCGCCGCCACCAUCCGCUUCGACGAGCCGCUCAAACAUGCUCUGCAGCUGAACGUGAUUGCAACGCAGCAGCUCCUGUCUCUGGCGCAGCAGAUGAAGCAGCUUCAUGCGUUUAUUCACAUCUCCACUGUCGCCAACUGCAACCGCCGUCAUAUUGAUGAGGUCAUUUACCUCCCACCUGUAGAACCCAACAAACUCAUCCACUCACUGGAGUGGAUGGAUGAUUCGAUCAUUCGUGACAUCACGCCGAGGCUGAUUGGUGAUUGGCCGAACACGUACACCUACACCAAAGCGCUGGCGGAGAGCAUGGUGCAGAAAGAGAGCAGCAAACUCAACGUGGCCAUCAUCAGACCCUCCAUCGUAGGGGCCAGCUGGCAGGAACCAUUCCCUGGCUGGAUUGAUAACUUUAACGGUCCGAGUGGAGUCUUCAUUGCGGCUGGAAAGGGGAUCUUGAGGACAAUGAGAGCCAGUAAUGAUGCAGUAGCAGAUCUGAUUCCAGUCGAUGUAGUGAUCAACCUCACACUUGCUGCAGGGUGGUACACUGCAGUGCACAGGCCGAAGUCUGCUCUGGUGUAUAACUGUACAACAGGAGGGAUUAACCCUUUCCACUGGGGAGAGAUCGAGCAUCACGUGAUGUCGACGUUUAAGCGGAACCCUCUGGAGCAGGCGUUCCGGCGGCCCAAUGCUAACAUCACCUCCAACUACCUGAUUUAUCAGUACUGGAUCCUGGUGAGCCACAAGUUCCCUGCUUUCCUCUACGACCUGUUCCUCAGGCUGUCCGGACAAAAACCCCAAAUGAUGAGGAUCUUUAACAGGCUCCAUAAAGCCAUUGGACUAUUGGAGUAUUUCAGCAGUCAGGACUGGGAGUGGAAUUCAGACAACAUGAACAUGCUGAUGAACCAGCUGAGCACUGAGGACCGCAAGACGUUUAACUUUGAUGUGCAUCAGCUGAACUGGCCUGAGUACAUUGAGAAUUACUGCAUCGGCACCAAGAAAUACGUCCUGAACGAGGACAUGGCCGAUAUUCCAGCUGCCAGACAGCACCUGCGCAAACUGAGGAACAUCCGUUACACGUUUAACACCGUCCUGCUUGUCUUCAUCUGGCGUGUGUUUAUCGCUCGCUCUCAGAUGGCCAGAAACAUCUGGUACUUUGUCGUCAGUUUGUGCUUUAAGUUCCUCUCCUACUUCAAAGCCUCGAGUACCCUCACCAACUAAACAGUGUUCUCCUGAAACCUUCUCCUCCAGAGAUCCACCUCACCACAUCAUCUCCAGACUGUCUCACUGUACUCCACUUUAGACCAGGUUGUGUCUGGGCUCAUUUACACACUUCCCCCGGUUUACUGCAGCAUCAUCCAGACUGACCCAGUCCACCUCAGUGUAGCCUCAUCUCCCCCUGUCCUGGUCUACAGCCAGUCCACUGGCAUCGACCUGCCCCAGUCCGGUACGCCUGAGGGUACCCUGGACCUGCCCAUGUUAUCUGCAGUCUGGUCUGACCGUCUGCCCCCUGGUCUGACCGUCUACCCCUGGUCAUCUUAAACACACCCCAGUCACACAACCCUCUGUGUCAGUGUCUGUAACCCUGUUUUGCCCCAUGUCUGUAUGUGUCUGGAUGUUUUUGAGCUCCUCACUUUUUCCACACUGUAUCUGCAGUAUUCACAAUUUUCUCCUGGUCUGAAUUUACUACUUUCUGUCCCCCCCUCCCAGUCUUAAACCACUGAUCAAUCUGUUAGCAAAUCAAUGGACUGCCCCUGUUAGUUACCCCGGGGUACUGAGGGUGGAGUGGUGUAAUGCCUGAGCAUGUCCACUCUUUUUACUGUUUCUUCUUU
This is a messenger RNA of Silurus meridionalis, 2203 nucleotides long. Its product is annotated as fatty acyl-CoA reductase 1. Gene Ontology annotation, biological process: long-chain fatty-acyl-CoA metabolic process. Gene Ontology annotation, cellular component: peroxisome. Gene Ontology annotation, molecular function: alcohol-forming very long-chain fatty acyl-CoA reductase (NADP+) activity. The record is from RefSeq and is a predicted model, not a curated record. NCBI's taxonomy places the organism in Eukaryota, Metazoa, Chordata, Actinopteri, Siluriformes, Siluridae.